This is a messenger RNA of Branchiostoma floridae (Florida lancelet), 3563 nucleotides long. Its product is annotated as hedgehog-interacting protein-like. Bases 80 to 2788 code for a protein of 902 amino acids. NCBI's taxonomy places the organism in Eukaryota, Metazoa, Chordata, Leptocardii, Amphioxiformes, Branchiostomatidae. Gene Ontology annotation, molecular function: serine-type endopeptidase inhibitor activity. The transcript has 15 exons. The record is from RefSeq and is a predicted model, not a curated record.
CGAUCGAUUUGCAGACGAGAGAGAGCGGAGUAGUGGUGUAGUGAGGAGAGUUGUGUAAAAGAGAAGUUUCUCCGUCAAAAUGGAGAGGUUUUCUCUCGCUAUCUUGCUCGUGGCCAAUUUGGCUUGGGCGGCAGACCUUACCCACCUGGAUCACCUGUGUUCAGACGGGACUUUGCCGGAGAAAAUCGUGGUGAAAGACCGCGACCGGGGCGAGUGGCAGCCGAAGUCGGGACAGCCUGUGUUCUGCUCCGAGCACUACCCGCACUACUCCUGCUGCCCGCACGACUACCAGGCCGAUUUCCAGCAAGUCAACUACGAGCUCCUGACGAAUGUUGCAAGCACGGAGUGUGCCCACAUGCUGGGGAAGCUGCAAUGUGCGCGGUGUUCACCAGUGUCCUGGUACCUCUUCAAUGCCGGCGACACCCUCAACCCCGACCAGCGCAGCCGCACACUGCCCAUCAUGUGCUCCGACUUCUGCUACCAGUUCUACGAGGCUUGUCAGGGGUCUAUCAGAGGUCUGUUUGAUGACAUGAACAUCGACCAGUUCUGUGCCACCAACUCGGCUCCAAAAGGCACGCCAUGUUUCCCCAACCACUCUCACCACCUCCACCCCAAGGGCACCGACAAGAAACCCAGCUACCAGCGCCCUCCCACCGUGGUCAUGUCUCAGCACAGCAAGGUCAAGGCCAGGAAAGACUUCACACCGGAGGAGUGGGAAAAAUACUCCAAGUACACAUCCGAGGAGGUGGACUCUGCCGAGUCUGUAGAGAAGAACAAGUUUGACUGGUCAGUAGAGGAGCCAGAGAAGAAGCCAACAGCGGAGAAAGAAUACACAAAACCGGUUCCUGACGGACCGGUGGACAUGGCGGUGAAGGAGCGAGAAGAGACAGAAACCAAGGACAGUGUAAACCUGGCCGAGGUGUUGGCAGCUAAACAGUUCCAGCAGCUGAAGCCGAUGGAGUUCCCAAUGCCACAGGACAGGAAAGUCAAGAAAACAGACCCACCCAAGAUGAAAGCUAAGAAGCUGCCCCCACAGGAGAAGUUUGGAGGUGCAGGAGGGACGGAGUUCUUUGAUGUCCCAGAUGACAUGGACCUGCCCAAUGCUGACUGGACUGAUGACGUGUUUGAACCUGGAGUCAAGAAGGAAAUUGUGAAGGAAAAGCCAGAUGUGCUGAGCAAUAAGCCAAUGUCCGACUGCCUGUGUGUGAAGGAGGUAGCGAGCGGUCUGAGGAACCCUGUAGCGGCCAUCCCCAGCAUCGACCACACCCACAGACUGUUCAUCGUGCAGCAGGCGGGCGUGGUCAAGGUCAUGACCCCAGACGGCAGGAUACAGAAGGAGCCGUUCAUCAACAUUGAGCAGGAAGUCCUGUCUGGGAGUAAAAUGGGUGAUGAGCGGGGCCUCCUCAGUAUGGCGUUCCACCCAGAGUUCAAGUACAACGGGAAGGUGUACAUGUCCUACAGCGUGGACAAGGGCAGCUGGGACGACACCCCGCGGGACCACGUCAUGAGGAUCACCGAGUUCACUGUCACAAGACGUAACCCCAAUCGCCUGGACCCCACCACCGAGCGUAUCAUCCUGGAGAUCCCAUGGCCCAACCCCUACAGCCUGAGUGGGCAGCUCCUGUUUGGGAAGGAUGGAUUCCUCUACCUGUUCCUGGGCAACGGGGGCAUCAGUGAAGAGGAUGAGGAGAACUAUGAUGGACUCAGUGAUUUCCUGGGGUCCAUCCUGAGGAUAGACCUGGAUACAGACUACUGCCAGAGCCUGUACGCCAUCCCCGGAGACAACCCCUUCUACAACUCCACCUACAUGCCCUGGGAGGUCUUCGCCUUCGGGUUCGACAACCCCUGGCGAUGCACCUUCGACAUGGAGAGGAUCAUCUGUGGAGACGCUGCGAAUAACAAGAAAGAUACCGAGAAAAUCUAUCUUGUUAACCGUGGAAUGGACCAUGCCCAAGACGUGACUCCAAUCUAUGAGUACCCGGCGGGAGCCAACAGUGCUGUGAUUGGUGGGUUUGUGUACCGGGGAUGCCAGGCACCUAGGCUCUAUGGGAAGUACAUCUUUGGUGAACACAGUUACGAAUUUGGGAAGCUGAAGUUCCUUGAGGAAGAUCCUGAGACUGUGACGUGGGAGGAGGGUGACCUGUGUCUGGGAGGAGAGGGAGUGUGUACAGGAGACCUGCAGGGGAGUGUACAGGGCAGCCUGCUGUCCUUCGGCAGGGAUGAGUCAGGUGAGCUGUACCUGCUGACCAGUGAGACCGUCCAUGCCAAGAAGUGGGGCGGUCACAUCUACAAACUGGUGGAUCCCAGGAGGAAGGAGGACCCUCCCGAGUGUAAGCAGCUGCUGAGGAAGCCGGCCCCUCCCCUGUCCCACUGUGCCAAACACUGUCACCACGGACACUGCACGGCUAGCGACAUCUGCUGCUGCCAUGAUGGCUACAUGGGAGAGAACUGCAAGAUUGCUCUGUGUGACCCUCCCUGUGCAAACGGAGGCACCUGUGUGAAGCCCAACCAGUGUCUGUGUGACAUCGGCUUCACCGGACACACCUGUACCGAACUGGAUACACCUGAGGACCCCAAGGUCAUCCCCGACAAAAGGAACAACAUUAAGGACGUCCCACCAGAGUGUCUCCAGCCUGCAUUGACAGGCCCGUGUAAGGCUCUGUUCUGGGCCUGGCACUACGACAGGGUGACCCAGGACUGUGAGCAGUUCGUCUACGGCGGCUGCGGCGGCAACAAGAACAACUUCAAGACCAGACAGGACUGUCUGAACUUCUGCAUAGGGAAGUAGCGGGAAGAGACAGAUUUUUUUUUAAUGUACAGUUUACAUUUCAGUGGGGUUAUUGAAGUUAGUGAAGAGGUAUUCUCAGAUGGCAGACAGUUUAUAUAGUCAUGUACAACCUGUGUCCUCUCAAAUUGUACAAACCAAGAAUAUCGACCUGAUGAAAGACAGGAGACAAAUUUGGACCACAUACUGUUUUUGUCAUGAGGUGGAUUUUGCUCACAUCAUCACAUACUGUCUUCUUAUCAUGCAAGACCGUAAAUAAAAGACUGGAUUGAACAACAUUCUCCUUGCUUCAAAGAAGCAGGUUUUCGAUUAUGGAACUGACUUGCUUAUGGCAGGUACAAAUGUGGAUUUUUCCCCCACUUUUCACUAGUGAGGAAUUGUCACCGAACUUGUAUAAUGAUAUCCAGAAAUUUUGCCUACAAAUGCACAGGCUAUGUGACACUGGACAGGUUCUGGGAAUGUCAUUUGCACGCAUUUGAUAUAGACAUUUUAUGAGCAAAAUCCCCCAUAUGACAAAAGCAGUUUGUGUGUUUCAAAUUGGCCUAUUAAAUCAUGUUUUUUGUAAUUUGACCAAGGCUGAGAACAAACAAAAUCAAGCUGGAUCUAGGUUUUCAACAACUUACUAUGAUGAAAGAAUCUAUGUAUGAGAAUUUUGAAAAACUUUCACAAUCAUACAUGUAGUUAGGAAGAACACAAGGACAAUUCUUUUGCCCGACUGAAAUAUUAGCAUGCAUUGUGUAGCAGUGUACAGGAUACUUCUGCUUUUUGUUUUGUGCAU